CGUUAUAAGAACUGUGCACGACGUAAUAUACUUCAGUACGUAUAGGUCUACGGCAGUGGGCAGCUCAUCCUGUCUUUCGAAAACUACAUAAAAUCAAGUGUUUCACCAUACUUUUUCUUUCGUGUAGCAUACAAAGUAAUGUUCUCUGUGAAAUAUUAAACAUCUUAAGAAUAACCUGAGGUUUGUUAUCCGUCCAUUAAAACCAAACACAGAACAGACGCAGUCCUAUUCUAAGUAUCAUUAACCCCUUAUUAAAAUCAAUAAUCUACAACAUAAAAAUAUAAAUGAAUUUAAACGGAAACUAGCCAGAACGAGAAACAGACAUAUUAAAAAUCUAAAAAUGAAUAUCUUGAAGAGAAUAUUGCUGAAUCGAACUGCCAUGUGCCUACUUCUCGCUGUAUUUCAAUCGUGCCAGAUUUCAACGGCUACUCAGCAACGAAUAUUAUCCGGCCCAAGGCCAGGCGCGAUUCCAAUCCGAGAUAUACACACAAAUCCUUACAACAACGACCUAGGGCCACCGGCUGUUGCAGUUCCGGUAAUGGAGCCUGAGGGGACAUCUACUGUAAGCACCAUUAAACAGAUCCUUCAGGACCGGUACUUAAGAAGUCCUGUGGCAGUGGUCGUAGAUACUGCUCCUCCCUUCUUGCACCGGACCAAGAAGCUCCUACGGGCUGUCGUCUCGACCUACGCGAGCAUGAAUUUGCUGCUCAUCCCGUACAACAGCACAGGUAUUGGUCCGGUGCAGAAACCCAUGGAUAAGACUCAGCUGCAGAACGCAGUUCAUGACCUAAGGUCCGUAACACCGGGAUACUCGGAAAACAAGAAAGGCGUGGCUUUCUACUCCAUUCUGAAGGCGACAGAGAAAGUGCCUUAUGACAGUGCCAUACUCCUCUUUACGGGCAGAGCUGCAGAAGACGAGGACCUUGCGGCGAUUACAGCCGAGAACCUUACUUCAAAGCGCUGCAAACUAUACGUCGUGUGGCUCGAACCACCUCCAAUUCACAACCCGGGGAUCGAAACCUUAUACGCCGAGGUGGCUCUAAGAACUGGUGGCGCAUUCUACUUCACAAAAGCAAGUGACUUCCUUCAAGCUGACCCGGCCGAUGACACCGACACAACACCGUUCACGGAGAUGGAAGAAGUUACUGAGGUUACCCUGGCAAUGAGGUUGGGCUUGACGGGUCAUGUACGGCUGCCUAUCCAAGUCGACAAGACAGUGACGUCUCUGCUCGUGACCAUCGAAGGACCUGUCAACAGCGCGCAUCUUCAAGAUCCUUUUGGCAAUGCCAUGGAUCUCACACAAAACGCCAGUUCAAGAUACAAGGUGCUAGUACGAGACGACAACAUUCUUAGCAUACGGCUCGAUACUGGCGUCGGGGAGCCAGGAAGAUGGAUGCUCAAAACGGCAGGCGCAGACGCGCAAACUCACUACAACGUGAUCGUGCAGGGAACCAGCAGCCUCCACUUCAAUGCCAGUACAACUGUAGUUCCGUCGGCGCACACUAAUGGCUCAGAAGAUGAAGGCUCUGUCAAUCCUAAUAUACAGUUUCAACUAAGUGUCCCUGAGAACAUUGCAACUAUCCAAAAUGUGAGCCUGGUGAAUAAAGAAGGCAAUAAACUGGGCCACUUACAGUAUAAUCCAGGAGCUGACCUCCUUCCUGCAUUCAACAUACCAGAAAACAAGCUAUCUAGUGAGCCGUUAUACCUGAUGCUGACUGCAAGUACACGUGAUGGUGAAGUUGUUGAACGUCUGGUAGAAGUUGAACACCAACCACAAAGUUAUGCAGUUCCCUAUACUGUGGAUGUGCUAGCCCAGUCAACCCUUGAAGUUCAGCCUGGGGAUAGAGUGAACUUGGUUUUCAAUGUCACCAAUCAUCAUUCUGAACUUGCACUCUUGACCUUCACAUACCAAGUCAAAGAUUACCCAUAUAUCCCACCACAACUCUUCAUCAGGCCCGUAAUGGGUGCUGUACCUCCAGGAAAAUCCAUACAAGUCAUGGUGACAGGACUGAUCUACAGGAAUAUACAACCGGGUACAACUGCAACAAUUGAGUUUUUGGUUCGUCCAUAUAGGAGAUUAUAUCCAACUGUCAAUCGUGCUGUUUACUUGUUUAUAGGGGUACCACAAGUCUCUGAUUCGGAUCGUCCAACCAUCAACUAUUCAGUGAAGAACAAUUGUAAGAAUGUGCCUCAAGAGAGAUGUUCAACUUCUGCAUGGAAUAUUGAGGCCACUGUCCAAGACAGUCGUUCAGGACUCAUCAGUGUAACAUCUAACCCAAGAGGUAUUGAAUUCCUAACCAGCUUUAUCGCAGGCACUAAAGCAGCUGUUCCAAUAUCAUACAGUGCAUCCUGCUGUGCUCCCACUGUUGACAUCAAAGCCGCAGAUGCAAAGGGCAAUUAUGUCACCCAGCAUAUUGAUGCCAAUGCUGAUAAUGAAGGGCUCUCUGAAGCUGAGAUUGCAGUGGUAAUAUUGGGAGUUCUACUUGCACUCAUUAUUAUUGUUGUUGCUGUUCUAGCUACUUUACUUUGUAAGAGUAAACGAUCACAUAAUCUCCAACAUUCUUCACAUUAAAUACAGCAAACUCCACAUUACAGAGCAUGUAAGGGGAAUGGGAUCCCAGUUACAUGAAUCUACCAGCUAUGUGAGAAAAGCUUUUAUAGAAACCCAGUAUAAGAUCAAAACAGCAUAUCUUCAGUUUUAGUUCUUGUAAGAGUGUCUUCCUAGGUGACAGCAGACUGACGAAUAAAGAUUUUGGAUACAUAUACUCCAAUGCAAUCACAAACUCAACUAGCCUCUACUGUAAUGGCACUUGCAUGAGAUGGGAUGAAGGGUAGCACUGCUAGCGCUGGCAGGAAGAACAAUCAUAUGAUUGGUAAACAUAUGCACAUUAUAAAUUUUCAAUAACACGGCAAUUUCAUUUUCAAAAUUCUGUCAGUUACGUUAAAAUUACAGAUGCAUGGAUAUUGGAUAACUGUGCGUUUACUGCAAUAAUAUUGUGCAAAAGCAUUUUCACAUUUUAUAACAUUCAAAUUUUUAAUUAUUACUCUUCAUUAUAGAGUUGAGAUAUUUAUGGUAAAAAAAAUACAUUCUUUAGAUCAGCAAUAUGACUGAGUUCAUUCACAUGUUAUUCUUCAUAAAACUUUAAUGCAAAAGGAUUAUAUGUCACAUAUAAUAUUCAAGUCAAGUUGCAAUUCACAUACAGGCAUUAUUGUGUUUUACAUGAAUUCUGUCCAGCUCAUACAGCACUCCUGGAUAACACUACACAUUGAAAAUGUCAAACUGGUAGAAAUUUGAGUACAGAGUGGGCCAUAAAUCAAGUAACAGUGGAUGAACUUUAUAGCUCUAUAAUUUCAACUCUGUACUCAUAACUCAUAUAACAAUUGGAUCAGAUAACAAAGUCUUCUUGAAUUGCCACCAAAAUCACCAGACCUCAUGCCCUUGACUAUACCUGAUUUCUAUUUUGUGAGAAGUGUUCAGUGCCCAUUAAAAGAAGAAGUUCUGGGAAGAACUAAUUGCCUACUUUCCUUUUACUGUAAAAUGAGUAUCUGAAACAAGCUGGGAAUAAUAACUAUAUUAUGUAUGCAUAAGCAAGUCAAUAAAAUAAUAAUAUAAACUCAGGUUUUAUAGAACCUGAAUAUAUUAAAAUCAUUCAAAGUGGUAAGAUUGCUGCCAGAGCCUUGUCAGCGAGAACAGAGUGCAUCACGGGAAGGUGAGGAUGACUGUAAGACAUGAGAGGCUUUGCGAGAGAUGCUGCAGUGUUGGUAUAGCUGAUAGGAGUGAUUUGUACUGUAGAACACUAAGGCAGCCUCAGAUGGUACAAUAUACAUAUCAAUAUUGAUAACGAUCAGUUCAACCAUUCAGGUAUUAUUUAGGUUAUGAUCUUGACAAUUUUAGGGGCUACAAAGUUGGAAUUAUUGAUGGGAGGGAUUUAUGAAGUAUUCCACUGAGAUGGACAAUUGUUUCCAACAUUCAUGUAAUAUUAACUCAUAGUCAACCCAACAUUUACCUUCAAGGCUAACUACAGGAGCUAGGGUAUUUCUCGAGGAUAGGGUGUCACUAAGAAGGCAAACACUUUACAGAUUGCCUGUAACCCAUGGUGCGAUUAAUCCAUCCUAUAAACGGUUAUGCAAUAAACCUUUAAUGAUCAUCUUGGUGUGAACAAGUGAAAUCAUAACUCGAAUACCUUCUAAUAAACCUGUUAAUUGGAAAUUAUUGGCAACCUAGACAGGCCUACAACCAAACAAAA
Molecule: messenger RNA, 4247 nt
Organism: Cryptotermes secundus
Lineage: Eukaryota; Metazoa; Arthropoda; Insecta; Blattodea; Kalotermitidae
Exons: 11
Coding region: 341-2572 (743 amino acids)
Source: RefSeq, a predicted model, not a curated record